AGCAAAGCAAACACACGUCCCCAAAUAAAUUGCAGCGAAAAGGAAAUCUUUUCAUCACAAACUUCUCCUUAUGCACAUGCCGAUUUUAACUCCGCUAAAUGCAAACUAAAUGUGACAUUUUGCUCUGCUUUUGCAGACAAAAGUCAAAAGCAGUUUUCAGGUUUAGAUCACUUCCUCUUGCUCUGCAGCUCUAGGCGACGUUUCCUGUGCCUACAGUAUUACGAGUUCACCAUAGCACGCUUUUUUUGUGCAGUACCCAGACAGUUUUAGCAGUGCGUUCGCAGACCACACAGCCCCCCUACAUGCACUUGGUUUAAAAAUAGCCAACAAAAAAAACAAGAAAAAAGAAAGAAAAGACAAUGAAACAAUUCAGCUUCACAGAACUGCUGAAGAAGUUUUUAAAUAAUAAGAAUUUGAAAAACAUUUCCUUGUUAUAGGAUGUAAACACAGCACAACUUAAAGACUUCUAUGCCAGGGGAUGUUGAACCAUGGACACACUAUGCUCUCUGAUUUAGCCGACCUCUGGUGGUGAUGAAACGAAAAAAAAAGGGAGGGGAAGAAAAGAUUUUGGUCACAUGGCCAAAAAGUCAUUCUGAAAGUAUGCUGCCUGGGCAUUGCCCACAGAAAUAGAAAACCCUUUUGUACGGUGAGCACUUGUGUCCAUGCGAACAGCAUCAUUUUCGGAGCUUUGACUCAGGCGGUAGCAGCGUCGGGCCGGUGGAUACAAAACAGACGAGCGGGUGACGGAAGCAAAAAUGUCUAAUUACAGCACAGGCUCGCCUACCACUCCGAUGAGCCCCACAUCUCAAUUUUCCAUCUCUUCUGCCAUCACAGAGAGCAGCGUCAACAUCACAGAGAGCAGCGUCAACAUCACAGAGAGCAGCGUCAAGACCACGGAAAACUCUGUUUUAGACGAGACUGCAGCCAAUGACUUAAUCAGCAAUGCAAAUUACAUCUACAGUUUGCUUGCUACCUUCGGUCUCUUAGCAGGCUGCUUCCUGCUUUACAGUUUCAUUCAGACUUAUCGCGCCCACAAGAGGCUGGCUUGGCUCGGCUGCCUUCUCUGGGUGUUUUGUGGCUUCCAGCUGCUGCUCCUUCUCCUCUCUUUGCACACGGUGGCCCACAGACCUCGCUACCUAAACACCACAGCUUUAGGCUGUGCCGCACUCUCCUUUACCAUCAACAUAGCCUCUCUGUGUGGCCUGCUGGUCUUAGUGCUCAUGGCAUCCGUCCUCACCUUUGAUCCUCCAUCCAAUCACCUGCUGAGAAAGUCUCGCAUCUGUGCGGCACUAGUGGGCAUCACUUCUUUACUCAUUUCUCUGGUGCUGGCUGGCAUUCGUGGACCCAGAGGAGAUCUGCAGAAAGGGGGCAACUGUUUGAUGGAUCCCACCACAGAUGGUGUUUCAUACGCAGUUGCUAGACUUUGUUUGGUCUUCCUGAUUCCCUACAUCCUCCAACUGGGACUUCUGAUAGGUGGCUGCAUCCGCCAGAAGGAGUCGAAUGGACGUUUCCUCUCCGGCUCUGAGGAAGGCCCUGUGUUCCUGGCGGUCACCGGUUUUACGCUCAUCUGCCAGCUCUUCUACAGCGUGGCGCUGCUUAGAGGGGCUCUGAUUAAUAGUGAGAGACAGCUGACGUUCCACCAGAAAGCAUUUUUGAGUGUGUCUGAGUUUGUGCUGUUCUCAGGGAGCAGCGUGAGCCUGCUGCUCGUCCUGUUCAUGCACAGGCCGUGUCGGGAAAGCCUCUAUGGAGUGAUCAGGCGGCUGCGGGACUGCUGCCGACGUCCAGGGCCACAGCCCAACAGGAACAUCAUAGCUCCGCACAUUGAGAUCACAGACACUCUGGAGGACAUCGAGUCUUAAGAAAUGCGUCUGUUCGCUAGGACAUAGCUCUUCCCAUGCAUCAGAUUUAAUGUCUUACCUGUUAUGGACCACCUCACUAUCUAUCCAGUCACUGAAAGCUUGCAGAACUCUCAUCAAAUGUAUUUUUUUUUAACAUUUCAUUUACAAAAUGUACAAAAAGAAGACAGAAAAAUGCUUCAUAUCUUGUUACUGUGCAUCAUCUUGCCAUGCUAUGUCAAUUCGAAGGAUUUAUUUCUUUAAUCAGGGAAUUAAAGUUAUUAGUACAUGA
Molecule: messenger RNA, 2127 nt
Organism: Oreochromis aureus
Lineage: Eukaryota; Metazoa; Chordata; Actinopteri; Cichliformes; Cichlidae
Exons: 2
Coding region: 756-1859 (367 amino acids)
Source: RefSeq, a predicted model, not a curated record